Tarenaya hassleriana is the source of this 1306-nucleotide messenger RNA. RefSeq lists its product as uncharacterized. The record is from RefSeq and is a predicted model, not a curated record. The coding region runs from base 16 to 1044 and encodes 342 amino acids. The transcript has 9 exons. Lineage: Eukaryota; Viridiplantae; Streptophyta; Magnoliopsida; Brassicales; Cleomaceae.
UCACACAUUUUGGCAAUGGCUUCUUCUUCAGUACUAACCUGUUUCUAUGGCUACUCCCGCGGUUCAUUCUCCACCACCCAAUUUUCGCCGCCUUCUCUUUGUGUCGGAUUUUCUGCAACAAGAACGUUGUCUCCUUCUUCUUCGGCUUCAAGACUAAGAACUUAUGUCAAGUUCGAGAAUUUUCAGGGUGAAUCUCCUCUUGAACAGGCAACAUCAACUUCUUCCUCUACUUCAGAUGAAUUUCCGUUAGAGGCUCAAGAUCAGCUUGGAGAAGAAGAUGACAGUUGCUUGCCAUCUGACUUGGAGGGGGCUGUUAGGCAGUCUGGACAAGCUAGUGCCAUGUUUGUGGCCUCCGGAGGAACGAGAGCUAUAGUGGAGCUCUUGAUUCCUCAGCUGCAGUUCUUAGAUGAUGAAGGUGCACAAGCUGAGCUUUGGGAACUUUCUCGUAUUUUCUUGGAGACGCUCAUCGAAGAUUCAGGAUGUCAGAAAAUCAAAGCCAUAUUUCCAGAUGCUGGAGCUGCUGCUCUGCUGAAAUAUAGGUGGAAGGAUGCAGCUUUUGGAUUUGCCAGCUUAAGCGAUCGGAAACCAGUUGAGAAAGAAGAUGAGAUUGUUGUCAUGGUUGUUCCUGAUUACCAGAUGCUGGAGUAUGUUGAGAGGAUAGCAUCACAGCUUGCAGAUGACCCGCCGAGACCACUAAUCAUGUGGAACCCACGUCUUAUAAGUGAGGAUGUUGGUGUUGGAUUCAAUGUAAGAAAACUGAGGCGUUACUUUCUAAGUACUUUCACUACGGUUUACUCCAUGAAACCUCUGGCUGAGGGAGCUGUUUUCCGGUGUUAUCCAGGACUUUGGAAGGUCUUCUAUGACGAUAAAGAUAGGCUAGGCCGGUACUUGCUUGCCAAAGAGCUAAUCGGUCGUCCUGAUGCUGAAGACCUUGAGAUAAUAUUUGGGAACGUGGAAGAGGAGUCAGAUGGACCAUCUUUGUUCAGUCAAGCUGCCGGAAUUUUCUCAUCGCUGAACAGGUUCAUGAAAGCCAUUUCCAAAUGAUCUUAUCCCCUGUAUCUUAUAGUUCUCAUAUAUGUGGCAUGGAGUGGAAUAUCAGAAAGGUACAUACUACAUACGAAUGCAGUAUUGACCACAAUGAAAUAUAGUAUCCAUUUGUAAAGGGUUUCUUCUUGGGUUAAAUUUACAUCUGCUGCAGAGAAACUUGACAUUCCUAAACUUAUCUUAUAUACAUAAGAGGAAAUUAUGAUAUAUGGCUGAUACAGCUUAGUCUAUCAUUUUCUAUGGCUGUAAUCCCAUGGUUUAA